Blepharisma stoltei is the source of this 579-nucleotide messenger RNA. NCBI's taxonomy places the organism in Eukaryota, Ciliophora, Heterotrichea, Heterotrichida, Blepharismidae. The record is from the annotation of a GenBank genome assembly.
AUGGAUGGAACUGCAAAAUUAAUUUUUGUCCUGGGUGGUCCAGGUGCUGGCAAAGGUACCCAGUGCUUACGAAUUAUUGCUGAUUACCCUAAUUUUGUCCAUUUAUCAGCUGGAGACUUGUUAAGAAAAGAAAGGAUGAGUGGGAGUGCUAAUGGAGAACUUAUACAAAAAUGUAUUGAUGAAGGGUCAAUUGUCCCUGCUGAAAUCACUGUUGCAUUAAUAAGACAAGCUAUGAGAGAGGCUGGGUGGACCACAAAACGGUUUUUGGUUGACGGGUUCCCAAGAAAUGACGAUAACUAUUUGACUUGGUUCAGGCUUUCUCCAGAUGUAGAUGUGGAAUAUUGCUUGUUUUUGGACUGCGACCCUGACAAGAUGGUGGAGAGAAUUGGCAUGAGAGGAGGAACGAGGAGUGAUGAUAACCCUGACGUCGUCAAAAAGAGACUGGUCACUUAUAAUGAACAAACAAGGCCAAUUAUUGAAAGGUUUGAAGUUCAAGGAAAGCUGCUGAGGGUUGAUGUGAAUGGGACACAAGAUGAGGCAUAUCAGAACACUAUUAGAGGUUUAGGAUUAAUAAGCUAA